This is a messenger RNA of Erythranthe guttata (spotted monkey flower), 1845 nucleotides long. RefSeq names its product IQ domain-containing protein IQM3. The record is from RefSeq and is a predicted model, not a curated record. NCBI's taxonomy places the organism in Eukaryota, Viridiplantae, Streptophyta, Magnoliopsida, Lamiales, Phrymaceae.
ACUUCCAAAUUGUCGCGAGUGAGAGGAAACAAUAAUAAAUAAGAUGAUACAUACAGGUAGGCUCACCGGGAAAAUCCACUAAUGCAUACAAAACCCCUCAUCAUCCCGUCUUCACUUUCUCUCUCUAAAACUCACUGAAUCUGCUUCCAUUUUUAUUUUUUUUACCGAACUUCUGAUUCUCCAAUGGAGGUCGAGUCUCACAUCCUCUCCAAUUUCGAUCUCAAAAAUUCCCUCAGUGCUACCGCCUUUUCGUUUUCCGAAAUAUCCGGAUCUUCAGAGGAGGCUCCGCCGCUGCCGAAAGAGACUGAUCAAACGGCGCGUAAAUUGAACGACGCCGCUGCUCCUCCGGCGAGAUGCACGUCCACUGCGGCGAUGAAACUUCAGAAGGUUUAUCGGAGCUAUCGUACUCGGCGCAUGUUAGCCGACACCGCCGUGGUGGCUGAAGAACUCUGGUGGCAAGCGCUAGAUUUUGCUCGUCUAAAUCACAGUACAAUCUCGUUUUUCAACUACUCGAAGCCGGAAUCAGCUGCUUCGCGGUGGAACCGUGUCCGAUUGAAUGCUUCUAAGGUGGGCAAGGGCCUGUCUAAAGAUGCCAAGGCACAAAAGUUGGCUUUCCAACACUGGAUUGAAGCUAUCGACCCGAGGCACCGUUACGGGCACAGCUUACAUCUUUAUUACGAGGAGUGGUGUCAAGCCAGUUCCGGUCAACCCUUCUUCUACUGGCUGGAUCUUGGAGAUGGCAAAGAGGUUGAUCUCAAAGAGUGCCCGAGGGCAAAGCUUCGUAAACAAUGCAUCAAGUAUCUUGGACCAAAAGAGAGAGAACACUACGAAUUUGUGGUUGUUGGCGGCAAAAUUUUGCGUAAAUUAACCGGGGAACCUCUUGAUACAAACAAAGGAUCAGCUGGAUCGAAAUGGAUUUUUGUCAUGAGCACUUCUAACAGACUCUACAGUGGGGAGAAAAAGAAAGGAUUGUUCCAUCAUUCCAGCUUUCUUGCCGGAGGGGCUACUCUAGCUGCUGGAAGGCUCGUAGCAGAUGACGGAGUGCUUAAGUCUAUCUCUGCCUAUAGUGGACACUAUAAGCCAACUGAUGACAGUCUUGACACCUUCAAAUUAUUUCUACAAGAAAAUGGAGUCAACCUCGAUCAAGUUGAGAUACAAAAGGCGAAAGACGACUACGACAACAGCGAAAGCGGGAACUUGUCAGUAGAAGAGGCAAUCUCCGAAGUUUCCCCCCUACCAGAUUCGAUUCCAAAUGAAGAAGAAGCAGAUAGCCAUCUUCUAGAAGCUUCCAAACCCGCAACUAAAAUCGAGUACAGAAGAACUCUCUCCGGUGGUCUCCAAAGCCCUAAAUCAGACGUUCCGAAAACGUCCAUACUGCAAAGAAUCAACUCAAAGAAGGCCGCAAAAUCAUACCAAUUGGGCGAUCAACUUUCGUCUAAAUGGUCAACAGGUGCAGGCCCAAGAAUCGGUUGUAUAGCAGACUACCCACUGGAAUUGAGGUUUCAGGCACUGGAAUUUACUAAUCUCUCCCCACGAUCAUUUCUUCGUCCGCCAUUGUUUACUCCUAGGAAACUUGCUGCUCUUGUGUCGCCCUCUUCUCAUCCAUCAAAUGUGGGCAAUUAUGACGACACAGAAGCUCACGAUCUUUAAAAUAUGCGAUUUCUGCAGUUUAGUGAGAGGUAAUUAUUGGCUAGUGGUUGCUUUGGAUGAAUACAAAAAAAUUCAAACACCAUAUUGUUUAAAAAUUGCAUUGAAGUUUGUUAUGUUGAGCGUUGAAUUAUAUGAGACUUGAUUUUUUAGAAUUUAAUAAAAUCGAGGUUGUUUCUUGUUGAAUUGCUUUUCUAA